UUCUCUCUCUCUCUCUCCAGAAAAGCACCGGGGAUUUGCCUUCAUUGAAUUUGAGCUGGCAGAGGAUGCGGCGGCAGCUAUUGACAACAUGAAUGAGUCUGAGCUCUUCGGCAGGACAAUUCGUGUGAACUUGGCCAAACCAAUGCGAAUUAAAGAAGGAUCAUCCAGGCCUGUCUGGUCGGAUGACGACUGGCUGAAGAAGUUUUCGGGGAAGACUCUGGAGGAGAACACAGAGGAGGCAGGAGCAGAGGCCCCCAAAACAGAAGUGCAGGAGGGUGAGCCUCCUGCCAAGAAAUCCCGGGUCAACCCUCAGGUUUACAUGGACAUCAAGAUCGGAAACAAACCUGCGGGGCGGCUGCAGAUCCUCCUGCGCUCAGAUGUGGUGCCCAUGACCGUAGAGAAUUUCCGCUGCCUCUGCACCCACGAGAAAGGCUUCGGCUUCAAAGGGAGCAGCUUCCACCGCAUCAUCCCCCAGUUCAUGUGCCAGGCUGGCGACUUCACCAACCACAACGGCACCGGAGGCAAAUCCAUCUAUGGGAAGAAGUUUGAUGAUGAAAACUUCAUUCUCAAACACACGGGGCCAGGGCUGUUAUCGAUGGCAAACUCUGGCCCAAAUACCAACGGCUCCCAGUUCUUCAUCACUUGUGAUAAAACGGACUGGCUGGACGGGAAGCACGUGGUGUUCGGGGAGGUGACGGAGGGCAUGGACGUGGUGCGGCAGAUCGAGGCUCAGGGCACCAAAGACGGGAAACCGAAGCAGAAAGUGAUUAUCUCGGACUGCGGGGAGUGCCCGUGAGCUCGGCUCUUGGAGGGGGCUGGAUGGGGUGAGCCUGGCCAGGAGGGGCCGGCGAGCUGGCUGGGGUGGGACAGCCCUGCGACCCCCCAGCGGUGCCCAGCUCCCACGGCUUCUGUUGAAAUUCCCCUGUAAAGCUUGGUGUGAACGUGCCUGCGGACAGCGCUGCGGGGGGUCUGACCCACCCGAGGAUAAAUCGCUUUUCAGCCUGCGCCAUCCUGUGCUGCCCCGAGCGGGGCAGGGCCAGUUCUGCUGCUGUGUUCUGAAAAGACUUUAUAUUAGGUAAAAAUAAAAUCUAGUUUUAAAAAUA
This is a messenger RNA of Aptenodytes forsteri (emperor penguin), 1103 nucleotides long. RefSeq names its product peptidylprolyl isomerase E (gene PPIE). NCBI's taxonomy places the organism in Eukaryota, Metazoa, Chordata, Aves, Sphenisciformes, Spheniscidae. The coding region runs from base 89 to 796 and encodes 235 amino acids. Gene Ontology annotation, cellular component: intracellular membrane-bounded organelle. Gene Ontology annotation, biological process: protein folding; protein peptidyl-prolyl isomerization. The transcript has 8 exons. The record is from RefSeq and is a predicted model, not a curated record. Gene Ontology annotation, molecular function: peptidyl-prolyl cis-trans isomerase activity.